Colletotrichum spaethianum is the source of this 381-nucleotide messenger RNA. RefSeq lists its product as uncharacterized. The transcript has a single exon. The coding region runs from base 1 to 381 and encodes 126 amino acids. NCBI's taxonomy places the organism in Eukaryota, Fungi, Ascomycota, Sordariomycetes, Glomerellales, Glomerellaceae. The record is from RefSeq and is a predicted model, not a curated record.
AUGACCAGACACCACUAUCACCAAGACGAGAGCUCCUAUGACCGUUCCCCCAGCCAGGACAGCCAGCUCAGCAUCGGCCCCGACGACACCGCCGACGAGGAACACACCGCUUGGACCGCGACGCGGCCGGCCUUCGAGGCAUGGGCGGACGACCGGAUGCGCCGCCGGUGCCGCUGGCGAUGCUGUCGCUGCAGGUACGUCAAUCGGAUGCCUCGGUCUCGGCUGACCGUGAUGCACUGCCGCAACCCCGGGCUGGCCGUCGAAGGCGAGAACUGCCCGCGGGAUAGGGCGGGGGAGACGCACGCAGGGCCCGGGGAGUGUUGUACCAUUCUCGUGCCGCAGGGGAUGGAAUCCACGUCGGAUGGUGAGUGGUUGGAUUAA